AUCAUCAUCACUUUCGUUCUUCUUGUACACCUCCGACAUAAAUCUUAGUACUCCAUAAUGGGUUCUCUUCCUCAGACAAUGUCUGAUACCAUCCCAGAUGCCUGGGAUUUCAAGGGUCGUCCUGCAUUUAGAUCCAAAACUGGUGGUUGGACUUCAGCCGCCAUGAUUCUAGGUGGAGAGGCAUGCGAGAGGUUGACAACGCUGGGGAUUGCUGUGAAUUUGGUGACAUAUUUGACGGGAACGAUGCAUUUGGGAAAUGCUUCAUCUGCUAACAUAGUCACCAACUUCAUGGGAACCUCUUUCAUGUUGUGUCUGCUCGGUGGUUUUGUGGCCGACACAUUUCUCGGCAGAUACCUCACAAUCGCCAUUUUCGCAACUGUCCAAGCAACUGGUGUUACAAUCUUGGCGAUAUCAACAGCAAUCCCAAGUCUACAUCCUCCAAAAUGCAACCCAAACACAGAUGCCUCAUCAUGUGUCCCAGCCAAUGACAUGCAAUUGACGGUUCUCUAUUUAGCUCUCUACGUCACCGCCCUCGGAACUGGUGGUCUGAAGUCAAGCGUAUCCGGGUUCGGGUCGGACCAGUUCGACGACGCAGACAAAGCGGAGAAGAAGCAGAUGCUAAAGUUCUUCAACUGGUUCUUCUUCUUCAUAAGCAUAGGAUCGCUGGCCGCAGUGACGGUUCUUGUUUACAUUCAAGACAACGUCGGAAGAGAAUGGGGAUAUGGGAUUUGUGCUUCCGCCAUCGUGAUUGCUCUUCUCGUGUUCUUGUCGGGAACUAGGAAGUACCGGUUCAAGAAACUGGUGGGUAGUCCGUUAACCCAGAUCGCGACUGUGUUCGUCGCAGCUUGGAGGAAGAGACACAUGGAGUUGCCGUCGGAGCCGUCGUUGCUGUUUAAUUUGGAUGAUAUUGCAGACGACGGAGAGAGGAAGAGGAAGCAGAGGUUGCCUCAUAGCAAAGAGUUCCGCUUCUUGGAUAAGGCAGCAAUAAAGAACCCAGAAAUGCCUGCAGAAUCAACGAGAGAGAGAAAGUGGUAUCUAUUAACCCUAACUGAUGUUGAAGAAGUAAAACUUAUAAUUAGAAUGUUACCCAUAUGGGCCACUACCAUCAUCUUUUGGACAGUCUACGCACAAAUGACCACCUUCUCAGUGUCACAAGCAACCACGAUGGACCUCCAUGUCGGAAAAUCCUUCAAGAUUCCGCCGGCUUCACUCACCGUCUUCUUUGUCGGAAGCAUCCUCUUGACGGUCCCAAUCUACGACAAAAUCGUAGUCCCUAUUACCAGAAAACUCCUCAAGAACCCUCAAGGAAUGACCCCAUUGCAACGCAUUGGGGUCGGUUUGGUGCUUUCAACUCUGGCCAUGGUCGCAGCAGCACUCACAGAGAUCAAAAGGCUAAGAUCCGGAAAAUCAAACGGGUUGACAAAUAACCCGAAUGCCCAGAUUCCGUUAAGUGUUUUCUGGUUGAUACCUCAGUUUCUGCUAGUAGGGUCAGGGGAGGCAUUUACGUACAUAGGACAGUUAGAUUUUUUCCUAAGAGAAUGUCCGAAAGGAAUGAAGACGAUGAGCACAGGGCUGUUCUUAAGCACACUGUCAUUAGGGUUUUUUGGGAGCUCACUGUUGGUGACGAUAGUUCACAAGCUGACAGGUCACGCGAAGCCAUGGCUAGCUGAUAAUCUGAACCAAGGGAAGCUCUAUAACUUCUAUUGGCUUUUGGCUAUUUUGAGUGCUUUGAAUUUUGUGAUAUACUUGUUUUGUGCACAAGGGUAUGUGUACAAGGAAAAGAGGCUCGCUGAGGAAGGCAUAGAAUUGGAAGAGCAAGAUGCUUCGUGUCAUGCCUAGAAUGAAUAAUGAGUCCGAAUUCUGCACUUCGUGCUUUUCUUUUUUGGAUUUAAUUUGCACUUUUUAAGUGUAUCUUGUUGAUCAAUGUGUUGAGCAAUUUUAAAUCUCAGCGGGAUGCGAAGCAUUGCGUGUGUAUCAGUAAAAUGACAGCACCUUUUUGUAUUAAGAGGAGGCAUGAUCUUCUUCACAGAGUGUUUGAUCAUCACACGAACAGCUGAGAUCAAAUUUAGGAAUGAAACAACGUUAUUGUCUUAUUGAUUCAUGCACGUGGGGUGCUCGGAAUCUGAAAGCAAGGUUGUCGAUACCUAAUAAAGGGUCUGCAUAAUGUACAGUGCAUGUAUCAUUUUUUUUUUUUUGGCCUGAGCAUAUAUCAUUUGAAAAUACCAAGUUACUAUAUAGAAGAAAUUAAUGGUUGCUUUCCGUCAUCAAA
Messenger RNA from Prosopis cineraria, 2269 nucleotides. Its product is annotated as protein NRT1/ PTR FAMILY 6.3-like. Gene Ontology annotation, cellular component: membrane. Gene Ontology annotation, molecular function: nitrate transmembrane transporter activity. The transcript is spliced from 5 exons. Bases 58 to 1839 code for a protein of 593 amino acids. Gene Ontology annotation, biological process: transmembrane transport; response to nitrate; oligopeptide transport. The record is from RefSeq and is a predicted model, not a curated record. Lineage: Eukaryota; Viridiplantae; Streptophyta; Magnoliopsida; Fabales; Fabaceae.